AUGGUUGAGAAACUUUAUUUACUUAAAAAAGGUAUAAAUAAUUUGGGGAUGCAAGUUUCAAUUAAACACAGAAAACAAUUAAAACUUGAAAAAGGUGAUAAAUUAUUUAUUGUCAAAGAUCAGCAAAGAAAUGAGUAUUGCAAUGAAAAUGAAAUUAGUUAUGAAAUUGAUAGAGAGAAUGCUGAUAGCUAUACUCA
Racocetra persica is the source of this 197-nucleotide messenger RNA. NCBI's taxonomy places the organism in Eukaryota, Fungi, Glomeromycota, Glomeromycetes, Diversisporales, Gigasporaceae. The record is from the annotation of a GenBank genome assembly.